AUGGACAAUUACCCUCAGCCGGCGUCGUCCAACGCGACGUCCGGGCUCGUCGUCCACCUCAUUCCCGGGACGCCGUCGCGCUCGAUGUCCGUCGUCGCGUUCGCGCAGGGGUUCGAGUUAGCGGCGGGGAAGGAGGAGAUCUUGGUCGCGAACACGUGCGCGUACGCGGCGCCGCGGCCGCUCGUCGCGUUUGCCUUUCGCGUCCACGCGCACGCGUUGGGUCGGAACGUCUCCCUGGAGUCGCUCGUCGGCGGUCACAACCCGGAUCCGAGGGCGGAGGUGACGACACUUAAAACGAAAACGCUCUCGGAUGGUCCGUUUCAGUUUCAUGCCGCGCCCGUGAUGCGCGCGAGCCGCGACUCGCGCCUGCCGCAGAUGUUCGAAGAGCUCUCCGAGGCGGCGGCGUUCGCUCUGCUCCCCGGGAGUAAAGUACGCGUCACGUGCGCGUUCGAUACCACCUCGCGCGACGCCCUCACGCGCGCGGGGUGGGGCCACGACGACGAGAUGUGCAACCUGUACCUCAUGGUCCACGCGGAGGAGCCGGUGUACCUGGGGUGCGUCGGCGACGCGAGGUACGGCGCUGGGCCUCACGGCGUCGCUGCGAGGAUGACCGUGGAACACUCGCCCAAGGUGAGACUGGUUCCCAUACGACCCCAUUGGCGUGGUGAACGCCGAUCCUUAAGGACUUUUCCCGUCGUCUCUCUCCGCCCACACCUCGCUUUCAAUACCCGACCGCGAUGCCUUUCAACUCCGACUGACGCCUUUCAACUCCACCCCGACAUCAUCUUCAAGGACGCGCGGGGCGGCGGCGGCGGCGGCCGCGGCGGCGGCGUCGCGCCGGACCCUUCCGAGCUGCGCGCUCACGUCGUCCCGCCGCCGUCGAGAAGAAAGUCGUGGCCGAGAGAGAUUGGGCAGGUGGGCGGCGUCGCGGUGGAGCCGGACGGGCGGCACGUGUGGGUGUUUCACCGCGCGUCGCGGGUCUGGGACGCCGCGUCCUUCGUCGACGAUGAGUAUACGAUGCCUCCCGGGACGCCGCCGAUCGAGGAGGACGUCGUCGUCCGCGUGUGCGCGGUCACCGGCGACGUCGUCGCGUCGUUCGGCGCGGGGAAGCACUACAUGCCUCACGGGAUCUCUUUGGCGCCGGACGGGCACGUGUGGGUCACGGACGUCGGGUCGCACGCGGUGUCGAAGUACGACCCGGCGACGGGAGAGGAAGUGGCGAGGUUCGGAGAGAGGAGGAGAGAGGGGGACGACGACGGCGGUAAGACGCGGUUCUGCGCGCCCACGGACGUGGAGGUCGCGGAGGACGGGUCGUUCUGGGUGACGGACGGGUACUGCGGCGACAGAGUCGCGCGGUUCGACGCGAACGGCGCGUUCAUCUCGGAAUUCCGCGGCGGCGGCGGCGGCGGAAACGAGACGGCGAGACCGAAGACGUUUUCGGUGCCGCACGGAAUCGCGCUCGACAGCGCGAACGGCCGUCUGUUCGUCGCGGACCGCGAAAACGCUCGCGUCACCGAGCACGACCUCUCCGGCGCGCUCCUCCGCGCGCAUGACCUCUCCAAGCACGGCUACGUGUACGACGUCGGACUGAUCAAAGACGAGAGCCGCGGUAUGAACGGGUUUUACGCGUUGUGUUGGCGGCGCGACGCCGCCGCCGCCGCCGCGCCGGUUCGCGUCGCCGCGACGUGGGAGCCGAUCGGCGGCGGCGGCACCGCGCUCACGACGACGAGCGCGCACUGGGACCUCCCUCCCGGCGCGGUGACGCACCCGCACGCGCUGUCGGUGUUCCCCGGCGCGGUCGGCGGCGCGGACGCGUGGGGUUUAGGCGUCGGCGUCUUCGUCGGCGAGACGCGACCGUCGCUCGGCGCUCCGUCGCUCAGACGUCUGUGGAUCGGGAAGGCGUUCGACGCGAAGACGAACGUCGUGGCGCCGCCCAGGGGCUGGAACGCGAGCGCGGUGGCGGAGAGGGCGGCGGCAGCGGCGGCGGCGGCGGCGAAGAAGAAGAAGAGGCCGCUCUCCGACGACGACGCGGACGACGUCGUCGAGGACGCCGACGCCGCCGCCACGUGGGUCGGAAGCGCCGGCGCCGCGGACGUCGACGUCGUCGAAACCCCCGCGUCGUCGACGUCGACGACGCCGACGCCGUCGUCCACCGACCGCCCGCCGACCACUUUUGAUCGCGAAGGACGGCUCCCCGCGCCGCAGCACGGCGGCUCGCGCGCCGCGGGGUUCGACGGCGUCGUGACGGAGACGACGCCGGGCGGCGGGCCCGGGGAGGGGCGGUCGGGGUGGGCGAAUUUAUUGGCGUCGCCGCCGCGGACGGCGUUCGUCUCGGCGUUGAUCUUGGGGGCAGACGUAUCAGCUGUUGAAAGGGACGCCGGGUGA
Molecule: messenger RNA, 2385 nt
Organism: Micromonas pusilla CCMP1545
Lineage: Eukaryota; Viridiplantae; Chlorophyta; Mamiellophyceae; Mamiellales; Mamiellaceae
Exons: 2
Coding region: 1-2385 (794 amino acids)
Biological process (GO): peptide metabolic process
Cellular component (GO): membrane
Molecular function (GO): protein binding; oxidoreductase activity, acting on paired donors, with incorporation or reduction of molecular oxygen, reduced ascorbate as one donor, and incorporation of one atom of oxygen
Source: RefSeq, a predicted model, not a curated record